AGGGGACACUGGGACAGACGCACCGAGGCCCUGCGCGUCCCCGACCUCGGCGGCUCGGCUCCCGAUCUCGCUGGCUCGCUGCCUGUCUCUCCGGACGCCGUCAGCCAUCGCUGUCUGCCUCGUCAUCUCUAGACGCCCAGGAGCCGCCCCGCCCGCCCAGCGCUCGGUGCCACCGCGCUUCCCUGGCGCGUCUGCAAGCCGGGCCGGUCGCCCAGUCCGCUCUCCGCCGAUUCCGUCACUCGGCCGGCAGUAAGCCUUGAUCCCUGUUUGAGGACUUAAGGUAAGUUGUCCACUGUGGCACUGCCCAUUCCCCAAUUUCUGAUUUAGGGUUUGCUCUUUGCUGUCUAUUGCAUCAAUCAGGUGGAAGAGUCAAGUCUAUUGUCGCGUUAACUAAACAACCGGACAUGCUAUCCAGUACAUGAACACACAGUCCUGUGAAUACAUACACAUAAUUUUUCUAUCCACUACAUGAACACCUGAUCAGUGACAAAAUAAUGAUUUUUCUGAUUGUUUGCCACUCUAACAAUGCCACUCUUUACAAAUUGACAAUGCCACAGAGUCUUUUUUGAACUUCUCAAGGUAUGUAUUAUGUAGGCUUCUCUUAUGCAAAAUUGAGAAUUUAAGUAUGUCUGUAAGACCAUAUUGAUCUAUUUCUAUGUGCUAUUGGUAAAUUAAUUAGAACGUUGGCAUGUCAUAUUUGUUGUCAAAAGGAAAGAUGGACCACCCUGCUCGUUAGGGCCCCUUUAUUCAAAGUUGUUUGUGUGACAAUGUAUGAGACUUGACUCUGUGAUUAAAUUAGUAGGAUAGAAAAUUUUGAUUAUUGGCUAGCAGACAGGUUUGAUUUUGACCUGCAAAAACUGAGAUGCAGAGUUAAAUACCAUUCAUCGAGAUUUACUGUCCCAAUACAAGAAAUGGGUGGAAAGAUAAUACGAAGAAUGAGAAUUAGGAGAAGAUAAUACAGUGAUGGUCCUUCUUCUGAAUUGUCCUUGUUGAGAGAGACUUGAGACAGUUUGAUGGACCAAAUGCAUAUAUGAAUGUUGUAUCGUUGAUGUUGGACCUUUCUGGACUUUCUUCUUUUGAAUUUGUGAAUUGCUGGUCAGUGCAUGCCUAUAUUAUCUUGUAGUAUAUGGUAAUGUAUUGCUAGUUCUUUAGCAAAGGUCAUGCCAUAUUUUUCUUGCACCGAGCCUUGACCGGCUUGCGAGCUUCAAGAGCUUGGCCGGAGGCUUGGGCCUGGCUUGUUGGAUCUUCGAGCCCUGAGCUUUCUGUCCAGCCUUAGUUGUGUUGUAAUAUUUGGAAAUUUCAAACAUAUUUAGUUAAGUCUAAUGUUGUGAGACUUGAUUAAGCUAUUCAUAUUGCUCUUCUGGUCAAUUUCUUAUUACUGUGUGAUGUCAGAUUCUUUUGUAGGUGGCCCACUCUAUUAUUUGUUUCUAGCUCAGCCACUGCCUCAGAAUAGCUUAGGACCUGAGAAGUCCUUUACUCCAUAAGGCAAAACAAUGGAGGACUGUGCAGCCACCCCUGUUCGCCGCCCUGCCGACCCCUCCUCCCCAUCCCUAACCCCGUCUCCCUUGUCUCUGCGCCAGUGGCGCCCAGCGGCGCAGCGCAAUCUGCGCAACCAGUGGUCGCGCCUGCUUGCCGCCAAGACCCGGUGGCUGGACGCCGCCGCCAGCGGCCGCUCCCAUGCCGCCACACUCGUCAACGCCUACCUCUCCCGCAGUUACAUGCCAGGGAUGGAUUUGGGGGUGCUCAAGGACAUGCCCAGGAUCCGCGACAGGGCGAGCGCCAAAUUGGCCCACAAGGAGGUGCAAUGCCGCGAGAUGCUUCUAUCAGCCUACAAGGAGAUGGUCUGUGCCAUGUCCGACUUGGUUAAAGCUUCUCAUGCCAUGCGGUGUUUCUCCAAAGUAUCUGCUGGUAGCCCACUAGUCCGAUUUACUGAUCGCCAGGAUGAUUUGAAUGAUUUAGGGGAUGGUGGAGGAGCUCCAGUAUACAGAUGGGUCUCCAUGUUAGAAUUUGAAAACCUCGCCAAAGAGCUUGUUGAGAUGUUUGUUUCAGAGCUACAAUUGAAGAGACUGAUUGUCUUGGACCUCCUGUCAAUUAACUUAAAAGAAGGUGCAGGUCCUUCAUUAGAAUGGUCAGAUGAGCUAUAUGACGGGGAAUUGUACGAAUUUCAGAGUAUUGCCUUGGGGUCUGGAGACAGCUUCCCACUACCUGAGAAUUGGAAGGCUGAUGUCUUUCAGGGACGGCGACCUGGACAUGCUCCAUCCCAUGAGGUUUUACAGGUUUAUUUAACCUGUUGGCUUGCUAAUGUGAACAUCAAGACGAGUAGAGUUGACGAAAUAUUUGAGCUUGUUGGGGAAGAGAUGCAGAUCAAACUGCGUUGAAGAUUUUGAUGCAUAGAAUUUAAGCGGGAACCAUUCGGGAAUGUUCAGGUUAUUUUUUUCCUUAACGGAAGUGAUUUAGGCUAAUUAGCCUGUGUGAUAUGCCCUGAGAAAGAGGGCUCAUCUAAUCUUUCUCAAAUGCAUUACUGUUAGCUUGAAUACAGUUGCCCAGGCCCACCAAUUUGUGUAACAAGGCUGAGCCAUGAGCCCACCAGUUCCUGGAAAUCCAGAAUGCCUUGCCUC
Molecule: messenger RNA, 2618 nt
Organism: Triticum dicoccoides
Lineage: Eukaryota; Viridiplantae; Streptophyta; Magnoliopsida; Poales; Poaceae
Exons: 8
Coding region: 1494-2378 (294 amino acids)
Source: RefSeq, a predicted model, not a curated record